UCUUGAGUCGUCGUGCAAUGCAUUUACAGUACCCAUAGGCCUACAUUUGGACGCCGAUUUUUGGAGUUGUUGUGCAUUCGACAGAGAACUUGGCAUCGGUAGCGUUGUGUCACAACUUUGAAAUGUUGACUGCUGGCUAAACGGGAAAGACUGGGUUGUGCUGGCGGCGUAUUGGAACAGAGCAGCGACUGUUGUGUUGAUGAAGAGUUGGAGAUAGAAGUGGGAGUUCCAGAAUUCAUAAGAACGCAGAGUAGCCUAAUGGAUCACUGAACGAAUGAAAAGUCUACGGUAUAUUUUGUACGGUAUAAGUAAUUUUUUAAAUCCCUAAUAAAGACUGAUGAAAGUUGUCAGCUGCUCGGAGGGCCAGAGCCAUUCAUGUCCGAAGGAUUUAGUUAAACCGAUGCAGCUAGACAUGGAAGAGAAUGGGUCCCAAGGAACUCCACGACGAUUCUCUGGCUCUAGAGUGUCAACCAAAAGCAAGGCCCCCUCUCCCCCAUUAUCAGUGAAGGGCCUGGAUGGUGCAGGCCUCUCCCAGAGACAUUCUGUAUCAGGAUAUCCUCUGAUGACCAUGGACCAGAAGGAGAACCUACUUGAACAGGACCUGACUCUGGUCGUGGUUCUGCCAGGCGGAGUGGAGAAGACGGCCACUGUCCAUGGCAGCAAGCCUAUGAUGGAUUUGUUAGUCAUGCUUUGUGCCAAGUACCACCUGAACCCAUCAGGCCACACUAUAGAGCUCGUCACCACCAACAGAAACCACAUCAAGUUCAAACCCAACGCUUUGAUCGGGGCACUAGAGGCAGAGAAGGUUCUGCUCAAGCCUAAAGGAAUGGAGGAAAAGCAUAAGAAGCCUGGCCCUCAGAUGCCAGAGGCAACUGUCCGUCUGGUAAUAAACUAUAAAAAGACCCAGAAAACUAUACUAAGAGUCAGCCCUCGAGUCCCCCUUGAAGACCUCUUACCAGCUAUUUGUGAGAAAUGUGAAUUUGACAGACUGAGCACACUUUUAUUGAGAGAUGCCCAAUCUGAGGAUCCUUUGGAUUUGACCUGUUCUCUCAAUGAUUUUGCAAUAAGGGAGGUUUAUGCAAGGGACACAACAGCUAUGUACUCAGCAGAUGUACCUGCCUCACCUACUACACCAACUCAUCAAGGUCAUCGAGAUACCAUUCCACCCAGUGAAGAUAAAACCCAGAAGGAGAAAGAAAACAAGGGAAUGUUCAGUCUAUUCAGGAGAAGUAAGAAAAAACCUGAGCAGGGAAUGACUGCCAGUGCCCCGGCGUCCCCAGUCUUCCCUAGCAAGCCUCGACCUCUCAGCAUGAGCUCACUCAGUGCCCACUCCUCCACAUUCAACUGCAGCACCAUGCCUUCUGACAUGCCAAAGAAGAGACGGGCUCCUCUGCCCCCCAUGCUGGUGUCCCAGAGCUGCCCCUCUAACCUGAGCCAUCGUCAGAGGUCCAUCUCAGCCUCGGAGCCCGAAACCCAAACGGACAGUGACCAGAUUACUGGUCUGAGUCGCAGCACAGAGUCUUCCUUGAAGAGGACAAAGCGCAAGGCUCCUCCACCCCCCGCAUCUCCUGGAGUGGUAGUCCAAGAUGAAGCUUCGCUAGAUAGAGGUGGCCAACCUACUACACUGGAAGAGAUUAUGGAGCAGGAGGAGACAACUGCCUCUGUAGUCCUAGACUCUAUGAGUGAUGUCCAGGAGGACGACAGCAGCCUCAACCUGUCAACAGCAGACAUCUCUGUGGACUCUGAGAGAACCGAGGGUGUCUCUCCACCCCCGGACGCCCCGCACGCUGAGAUGGAGAACUCCCCACCACCCGAGAGCGAGUACCCAGCGGGGGAAGAUCAGUCUUGUGAUCUGUCCUCAGAUGGCAAAUUAGUGCACAGCAUGGUGAAAAACGCUGAGUGCACGGUUCCCAUGCUGAGUGUGGAGAUGGACAUAUCUGAAGCAGCAGAUGUUGAAAGCCCUCCAUACCAAGCUGAGGAAAUAAGUGGUCAGACAGGUUUUCCAUGUGAAGAUUCCACAACACAAGAUGGGGCCAAAGGUGAAUGCAGUACUGAGAGCUCUCCUACUAUCAACCCACCAGCAGCCCAGCCGGUGACACAGAGCACAGGAACACAGGCCUCAGAUCAUCUGGACUCUGACCCGUCCUGUGAUGAACGACCAGUGGCCACCAGCACCCCCUUUCUCCCUGCUGAAGAUGCCCAGGUCCAAACUAAUCUCACGCCGCCAUGUCCCGUGUCACCACCCCAACAACAGGAAGUGCCUCCCCCUGCCAAAGCCUCUACCUCUGGAGCGGUGGGGCAGAAGAGGGACAUGUCCACAUCCACAGAGGAGCUGCUGACCACUGCUGAACCCAUCACACCUGCCUUAUCUCCUGCCUCUGCAGCCCAUCAGGGCCAAAUGUCCACUGAAAGUGCCCCAGCCCCACCGAAGCCAUCCAAUGAGCUGACCAGGGACUACAUCCCCAAGGUGGGGAUGACUACGUACACUAUCGUGCCUCAGAAGACUCUGGAGAAACUGAGAUACUUUGAGGUGGCGCUGACGUUGGAGUCCCCUCAUGUGGCUCUAGAGAAGGAAGUAGACAUUGGUUCACUUGAACUCAAAGACUGCACUACACAGGCUGAGCAGUUACAGGUCAGAACAGAACAGACAGAGCUGCCGUCUACUGUACCUAGGGAAGACUCUCAGUUUCAGCAAGUCCACAGCACUACUACUAGUGAGAGCACUGUAAAUGGCAACGUGAUCGAGUCUAUUCACUCCCCCUCAACACCAACAACAAUACUUCCUGCAAGAGAUGACAAGAUUCCAUCCCCUGCUAGUGGUGGAGACCAAGCAGGCUCAAUAGCAGAGGUCAAGGAGAUGAAAAUUCCACCCGCAACUAAACCCAAGCCUGGCUCUUUCCGCUUGCCGCAGCACAAAAGAACACCUGGUUAUUAUGUAACCUCAGCUGCAGUGAAAAGUUUGAGUGCCAGUCCUGACGCUGGCCAGAGGGAGGCUCCAGGCAGUCUAGUGGCAGCAGCAGCGCAGGCCCUGCAGCCAGUAGGGGGCAGCUUCCCCCCUCCUCCUCCUCCGGUGCAAUGGGACGAGGAGACAUCAGAGGGCGCUGAAGUAAUUGAUGUAGAGCUGAGGCCAAAGGAGGAAGAGAACAGAAGUGUACCCCCUCCACAGCCCAGUCCCUUCAGGGCGCCCCCAUCCCCAGGACUGAGCCUGGAGAAACUGAGGAGUUUUACUGCUCCCAAACCCUACUCUCCUACUACCCCAUCCCGCUUUGCCCAAGCUGUAUCUUCGGCGGUCAAAAGGUCCCAGUCCUUAUCCACUGGGUCCACCUCACCAUCUCCUCGCUCGCCACCAUUCUACCCAUUCACAAGCCGCUUUUUAGUUAAAGAUCCUAAAGGAACAGAUAGGGAUAAGGAGCCCGAUGUCCUGCCCUCAAGUCUGUCGGUGCCUGAGCCCAGGAAAGAGGAAUAAAAACUUUGUUUGAUAGUUUUAAGACCUCUGUUGCUAGUCUUAACAACAACCUACAAACUAUAAAAGACUACUUUUCUGUUUUGUUAUGAGAUAAAUUACUGUAUGUCCUCCACAUAAUUUUUGUUAUUAUGAAAUAAUUGUAUAUGUAUUUUUCCCAAUUGUGUUUGAAAUUUGAUUCAUAUUGGACUUUUCAGCUGUCUUAUUUUGUCAACAAAUAUGUAUAUUAUUAGUUUUAAUAUUGAGUUGUAAUUUUCGAGGAAAUACAGUAGCCUAUUUAGUACUGUAUAUAAUUUUGAAGAGGUCAAUAAUUGGACUGACCUGAAAGUGGUACUUAUAAAUUCCUCAGUCCAUUUUUUAUUUUAUGUUACUCAUUUGGUUUUUAUAAAGCUGUGCCCGGACAUACACUGGUAUGUAGAGAUUUCUCUAAACAUAUAAUGCUGUUAUGAAUAAAAGUAACAUUCACAGUAUAUUAAAGUAUUAUAUUGACAAUCAAA
This is a messenger RNA of Coregonus clupeaformis (lake whitefish), 3960 nucleotides long. It is a transcript of the gene cobll1b, whose product is annotated as cordon-bleu WH2 repeat protein-like 1b. The record is from RefSeq and is a predicted model, not a curated record. The transcript has 13 exons. NCBI's taxonomy places the organism in Eukaryota, Metazoa, Chordata, Actinopteri, Salmoniformes, Salmonidae. Bases 338 to 3466 code for a protein of 1042 amino acids. Gene Ontology annotation, molecular function: actin monomer binding.